AUAGGUCUGGGGGAGGGGAGCAAAGGGGAUGAGGUUUAAUAUGCUAUUAGGGUUUUCUGUCUCAGUCAUAUUUUCUAUCUUCCCAAUAAGAGAGAUUCGGAAGUCUGUUUUGAGAAGUCUACGUGCUGGUUAGUAAGCUGAAGGAAAACGGGAGCUGGCAGAGUCACGGCAUAUGGCUAACCACCAAUACUUGUGGGGAUUGAAUGUGUCACCAAGUCCCAUUAGGACCGUUCUCAUAACACUAGGAAGUCUGUCCCCACCGCCCCAGGAGAACUGUCUCCUCUGCAGCCUUGGGCUGCUCAGGAUAAGCAAAGGACGAGGUGGCCAAAUCAAGGUGUUUAGUUUAAGGUGUAAGAACUACGUCUCGGUGCCGGUUCCUCUGGGGGCCACAAGAGCUAGGGUGGAGAAAGGACUGGGCGAGGUGGGAGGAGGGGACUUAGAACAGAACUAGGGUUCUUUAGGACCCAGAGCGGCGCCUCUACCAGCAGGCGAAUGCGGCUGCGCGAGCUGGGUGCCAGUGUCCGGAGACCGACCGGGCUGGCUGGACUGGGACUGAGCCGCAGCCACAGAGGCAGCACCUACCCAAGCAGCAGCCUAGUCGGCGGCUGCCGCCUCUCGGCUCUUGCGCCGCCCCCAGCCUGCCCAGCCCUAGGGACUUCCUAGGUGCAGCGCCGCCUUUCACAGUCCGGGAUCCCUCUGCGGCCAGAGCCAACCCACGCCGAGCCCAGCGGUUUGUGUCUGCAGAGAGCCGCCUCGGAGGAGCGGGACGCGGGAGGAUAAGGGACCCAGCCGGAGACCGAGCUCCGGCACCAGGACUAACCCCCAGAGCAGCGCAGCCCAGCCCAGCCUAGCUUCGGGAGCUGUCCUUUCAGCACUGUGCCCGGGGAAACAAGCGAAGCCUAACCGAGAAGAGGAGCGGAGUAGCGAAGCAGAGAAGAGAAGAGGAAGAUUAGAAGGAAAGGGAGAAGGAGCAGGAGAAGAAAGAGAGGGAGAAGGAACAGGAGGAGGAGAGGCGCAGAGGAGCGCACAGCGCAGAGGCGCACAGGAAGGCGACUAGAGAGCAACUCGAGGGCCCCGCUGCCUACUGGGUCCGGCAAUUCCUCCGGGAGGCUGCACUGGGAGCAGGGCAGGCGAGCGGGACCGGCGGGAAGGGAGCCCAGGAGAAGGAGAAGGGAGCCAGAGGCUCCCUCCGCUCUGUCUCCGCUCCAAGCUGCGUCUCCGAUGGCCCGCUUUUUUCCUCGCCUGUGCCGGGGGCUGGGAGGUUGCUGGUAAUUCUUCCCUCCCCCCUCCCGGAGGGAGGAACCAAGAAGCCCCCGCCUUCCAGUCCCUCUCUUCCCAUCCUCUGGACCCCAGGAAAGCGACUCGUUCUACCCCCAAACGCAGGCGCCUUGUCCUCCUGCUGUCUCCGGGCUCUCGAAGGCUCCUCGAUUUCCCCUCAGAUUAUUUAUUUAUUUAUGUAUUUAUUCUCACGCUGCUGCUGAGAUGGGAGCACGAGCCCGGCCCCCUCCUCCUCCUCCUCCUCUUCCCCCGGCCCGCAGCUGAGCACCUCCUUCAGCCUCCCUCCCCACCUUCUUCUUCCUCCUCGUCUUUAGCUGGACACCUCUACUGCCUGUACACAUCUGGCAACAAGAUUCCCCCCCCCCCCUCCCGCGACCCACACAGCCUCCAAGGGCUCGUUGUCUCUUUCCAUCUCACUCCGAUUGAUAGAGGCAGAGGUUGGAGAGGGGUGGCGGGAGGGGGGAGGGCUUUUGUAUUUGGGGGACUGGAACUGUCAGAGGUGCUAGGGAGCCGGGUCGCCGCCGCAGGGUAGGGGGCGGGGCGGUGAGAGGAGAGACAGUCUAACUGUGAAGGCGCAGCUCCUUCCAGCCUGCCCUCCUGCAGGUGCCGCUCUUCGCUGCACCCCCCCCCUUCCCAGGGUCUUGGGGAGAAAGACACCGUCCCCCACUAUCCACAACAGCCCCCGAAUCCCAACCCGCCGCUCCCAUGGGUGCCCUUGGCCUGCGACAUGCCUAAGGGGAAGCCGCGAUGGGCCAAGGCGACGACAGCGACCGCAUCGUGAUCAACGUGGGCGGGACGCGGCACCAGACGUACCGCAGCACCCUGCGCACCUUGCCCGGGACCCGGCUCGCCUGGCUGGCCGAGCCCGACGCCCACAGCCACUUUGACUAUGACCCGCGCUCAGACGAGUUCUUCUUCGACCGGCACCCGGGCGUGUUUGCGCAUAUCCUGAACUACUACCGAACGGGCAAGCUGCACUGUCCGGCUGACGUGUGUGGACCUUUGUACGAGGAAGAGCUGGCCUUCUGGGGCAUCGACGAGACGGACGUGGAGCCCUGCUGCUGGAUGACCUACAGGCAGCACCGCGACGCAGAAGAAGCCCUCGAUAGCUUCGGCGGCGCGCCUCUGGACAACAGCGCCGAGGACGCGGACGGAGAUGGCGCGGGCGACUCCGGGGACGGGGAGGACGAGCUGGAGAUGACCAAGGGCCUGGCGCUCAGUGACUCACCCGACGGCCGCUCGGGCGGUUUCUGGCGUCGCUGGCAGCCACGGAUCUGGGCGCUCUUUGAGGAUCCCUACUCAUCCCGCUACGCGCGGUACGUGGCUUUUGCCUCCCUCUUCUUCAUCCUGGUCUCCAUCACCACCUUCUGCCUGGAGACCCACGAGCGGUUUAACCCCAUCGUGAACAAAACCGAAAUCGAAGUCAUUAGGAAUGGCACCCAGGUGCGCUACUACCGGGAGGCGGAGACCGAGGCCUUCCUGACCUACAUCGAGGGGGUGUGCGUGGUCUGGUUCACGUUCGAGUUCCUCAUGCGGAUUGUCUUCUGCCCCAACAAGGUGGAGUUUAUUAAGAAUUCCCUGAACAUCAUCGACUUUGUGGCCAUCCUGCCUUUCUACCUGGAGGUCGGACUCAGCGGCCUGUCUUCCAAAGCCGCCAAGGACGUCCUGGGCUUUCUGAGAGUGGUCCGGUUCGUGCGCAUCCUGAGAAUUUUCAAGUUGACCCGCCAUUUUGUAGGCUUGCGGGUCCUGGGCCACACCCUCCGCGCCAGCACCAACGAAUUCUUGCUGCUCAUCAUUUUCCUGGCCUUGGGGGUCUUAAUCUUCGCCACGAUGAUCUACUACGCUGAGAGGAUAGGUGCUCAACCCAACGACCCUAGCGCCAGCGAGCACACGCACUUUAAGAACAUCCCCAUCGGCUUCUGGUGGGCUGUGGUCACCAUGACGACACUGGGCUACGGAGACAUGUACCCGCAGACGUGGUCGGGCAUGCUAGUCGGGGCGCUGUGUGCGCUCGCCGGGGUGCUGACCAUCGCCAUGCCCGUGCCCGUCAUCGUGAACAAUUUCGGAAUGUACUAUUCCUUAGCCAUGGCUAAGCAGAAGCUACCAAAGAAAAAAAAGAAACACAUUCCGAGGCCGCCGCAGCUGGGAUCCCCCAAUUAUUGUAAAUCUGUCGUAAACUCUCCACAUCACAGUACUCAGAGUGACACAUGCCCGCUGGCCCAGGAAGAGAUUUUAGAAAUUAACAGAGCAGGGCCAGAAAUCCUAGGAGAAGGGCUGGAGGGACAGCAGAGGGAUAAGGGCUUCAGAAGAAGAUGAGGGGAAUGACUAGAAGGACAACAUAUCUAAGAAGGACACAGCUUUGAACCUUGGACUAAACCGUGUCAGUUUGCUGGGGAAUCACAGAACCAUAAAAAUCUCAGAGCUGGAAGGGACUUCAGAAAUCAUUUAAUCCAAUCUGUUCCUGAGCAGGAAUUUCUUCCAAGUGACCAUAAAGCUUCUGCUUGAAGACCUCCAGGGAUGGGAAACUCACUAUUUCCUGAGUUAACCCAUUCUUAUUUUGGACAACUCUCAUCGUUAGGAGUUUUCUCUUCAUGUCAGGUAGAAAUCUGUCUAAAUGAAUAUUGCUUAAAUUAGCCAAAAGUAGCAUAGCAUUACCUGUUGAAGUAGGACAAAUGACCAAUUUCUAUUUUUAUUUGAGGGUAAGAUCAUAUUGCUUUUUGUCAGAUGCCUUAGCAUCCCAACGAAGGUUUCCAUUAACUGGUGUAAUUGCAAAGAACAAGGAGACCAGAUAUCACAUUUCCUCAUCCACAAAUUAGAAUCAGAAAGGCUUUGAAUAAUAUUAGCUAACUAUAAAAUACAACCACCAUAUUUAGUAUCUUCAUAAUCUGUAAGCAUUUAGUGUACAUUAAUCUGCUUCCUUCCUUGAAAUAUCCCUCCAUUGCAAAAGGAACCACAUUGUCUUUAGGGCCAUACUAGUUCCUUAGUGCCAAUCCAGUGGACCUAGCAUUGACCUUGUUUUUCACUUUUCUGUCUUUCCCAUAAUUCCCCAAUCCUGAAAUCCUAACUCAAGACCACAAGAAUCCUUUGACCUUUUUAGGCCCUUGAGACCACUUGACUUCUUAUCUUGCCUAUUCCUUAAUUACCUUUUAUUCUCAUGCUUUUGCUGCCAAAAUAGGCUUUUCAGUUUUGGCAUCCACUCACAAUUUCUCCUCUUCCUUCUGCUACUACCAGCUCCAGGGCAGAAAAGGCAUAUUCUUACAAGAAUAGAGACAACAUGGCGGAAAUAGACAGCCAACUUCAGAAUCAGAAAAUUUUGAGAUCAAAUUUAGCUGGUGAAACAUACUGGCCAUAGGACCCUGUACCAGACAUCCAAUGUCUCCCCGCUCUAGGGCACUCUCUAAGACUAUAAAUUGAAGAGAGGAGUUAACCUACAUCAAUACAGGAGUUUUCCCUUCUAUAUCAAUGACAUUACACGUCCAAUUCCUAUCCCUAUUCCACUUCAUAGAAGAGAACUUGCAAUAUCAGAAACAAUAUAUCAGGGUCUGUAUUAGAUAACUAGAAGUAUAUCUGUAUACAUAUAUCUAUAAAUAGCUAUACACAACACAGUCAAAGACAGGUAUCUAACCUUUCUAAGCUAAUCUCCAACUAAAGUUACUUAGUUGAGGCUUCAUUGUCUUCCCUAAACUAGGAGCAUUUGACAUAAUAUCCAGCUUCCUUGUCUCCCCCUUUCCUCUAGUUAAAGUCUUCUGCACCAAAAUACUCUGCAGUGAUUUGGGAUUGACCUGAAUAUUCUGUUCAGAGUGUAUUCAUCCAACCCAUCACUUCAGGCUCAUUCUCAGAAGGCUUAUCAAGAACUCUGAUUAAUGCUUGAAUUUUAGCAUCCUGACCCUUUUCCGAUACAAUCUCUUAGCUAGUUUGUUUGUUGUCUGUCUGAAGGAGGAAGAGGACAGAAAGAUACAAAAGUUUUUUUCUUUACCUACAAAGUGAAAUGUUUCAAGACAACAAUGUUUCUAUUAAGUUCAUAAAAGUCGGUUAUUGUAGUAUCCAUAGGUAGCAAAGGGUCUAAUUUGAAGAGAAAGGGAUUCUGGGAGGGUUUGAGCUAGAAAUGCUAGGUUUUCAGGAUUAGGGGAGGGCCAAAGCUAGAGAAACAGUAUUUCCAAGGAUGAAAGAGUGUCCAAACUUGAGGGAUAAGGAUACAGAAAAAAAUUCAGGAUGGAACUGAAGGGACAAUGGCUCUAGCAGCAGAAUAGAAUCAAAGAUGGAAGGAUGGGCAUUCCAGGAAGUAGAGAAGAGUUGAGAAUAGAAAGAUGGGAGCUUCAUGGGCAAAGGAGAGUUAGAGCUGGGGGAAUAGAGAUUCUAGAGCAAGAAUUCCUAAGUUUUUUUGUCACAGGUUCCUUUGGCAGUCUGAUAAAGUCUAAGGACCCUAUCUCAGAACAAUGUUUUUAAAUACAUAAAAUAAAAUGCAGUUACUAAGUAAACUAAUUAUAUAGCAAGAAAAUUAUCAAAAAAUAUUUUUCACAGAUCAUAGAUUAAGAAUCUCUGCUUAGGGAGAACAGAGGUUCAGA
Sarcophilus harrisii (Tasmanian devil) is the source of this 5843-nucleotide messenger RNA. RefSeq names its product potassium voltage-gated channel subfamily C member 1 (gene KCNC1). Gene Ontology annotation, molecular function: delayed rectifier potassium channel activity; protein binding. Gene Ontology annotation, biological process: potassium ion transmembrane transport; protein homooligomerization. Gene Ontology annotation, cellular component: axon; voltage-gated potassium channel complex; neuronal cell body membrane. Lineage: Eukaryota; Metazoa; Chordata; Mammalia; Dasyuromorphia; Dasyuridae. The record is from RefSeq and is a predicted model, not a curated record. Bases 2026 to 3594 code for a protein of 522 amino acids. The transcript has 3 exons.